Pimephales promelas (fathead minnow) is the source of this 3609-nucleotide messenger RNA. RefSeq names its product F-box protein 44, tandem duplicate 7 (gene fbxo44.7). Gene Ontology annotation, molecular function: protein binding; ubiquitin protein ligase activity. Gene Ontology annotation, biological process: ERAD pathway; SCF-dependent proteasomal ubiquitin-dependent protein catabolic process; glycoprotein catabolic process. Gene Ontology annotation, cellular component: cytoplasm; SCF ubiquitin ligase complex. Lineage: Eukaryota; Metazoa; Chordata; Actinopteri; Cypriniformes; Leuciscidae. The record is from RefSeq and is a predicted model, not a curated record.
AUAGUGUCUUCCUGCAUGUUUUUUUUCCUUUACUAGCGACCCCAAUGGCAAUUUUUUGAAAAAGUUCCCAUUUAUUCAUGCUAUAGUAAAAAUCCCAUAUUUACAGUAUACAUGAUUCAUUUAUGAUGCACCUGGGUUGUCUAUGAACAGGAUAGAUGCAAGAUAUAAGGAAUAUGCGGUGCAUAUUAGGUACACCAAUAUUCUAAUCAUAUUUUAUUUUCCAAGCACAUUAUAUCAAUUCCAAAACACAUCAAUCUUGAUAACCACUAGUAAUUUUGUAUAUAAUCAUUUAUUGGUGAAAAUGUGAUAUGUAAUUGUUAACGAGGGCUCCAAUUCAAAAAGGCCUCAUAUUCAGAUGUACACAUCGUUAUUACGCAGGUUUUAUUUUACCGAUAAUAUGGGCCAAAAAAGAUAUUUAACUCGCACUAAACAAGUAAAAAAAUAUAUUAAAUGCCAAGAGAAGAAUGCAAAACUAUCGAAAUUGCUAAAUGAAUGUGUGAAAAUUUGACUGGAGAUGCUCAUUGGGGUCAUAAGAAAAAUUAUCUUAUCUAAAGUGUCUAAUAAAUGUUCCUUGUGACAAAACAGAAGAUACUUAUUGCUGAGACAGACAUUAUAUGUUUUCUAUUUUCAACCUAAUACUGCAAUGGUUUCAUGAGGUGUGCAUAUGUCCGUCCCCUAUAAUAUAUAUUUCUUAAUAAGGUAGAUAGAAUAGGACAUUGCAAAUAAUUAAGAUGUAAACACAUCUUAAAUAAAACAAGGACUAAAAGAAAUAAAAGAACAUCGAUAUUAAUAAUUUUUUUUUUCUAAUUAUCACAGUUCUGGGCAACUCGAAGAAAAAAGAAAGAAAGAGAGGGUCUCUGCUGUUUCUGAAAUUACCGUAAUAAAUGUAAUACCUGGACACACAUUUCUUUUAUUUUUUUUGUUUGCCGGAUGCAGUCAUGUGACUAACUGGAAUUGGAUGUCUGAAAGAAGUAACGGUGGGUCAGCAGUACCAAAGAAUGUCUAGGGCUCUGGUAGUACCAGUCUAUGGGUAGUACCCGCGCCCACACGCGGUUCUUCUGCCAAACUAUUCUCAAAAGCAGAUUGACGUACAGUGUUGUAUUAUCAUUGAUUAUGAGAGCGAUGCUAGACAUAACUAAUGCGAAAUUAGCUUGCUAGCUGCUAAUGUGAACUGUUUUUAGUUGGUUUACUGUAAUAUCGUUCGUCUGUAAAACGUACUUUCUGUGGAUGGAUCCGUCAGAGAGCGAUCAUGUUGCUUGUUCGAGGGACUUUGAAAACAGUUCAGACACAUGCACAGUUCUGCCACCAGAUGUUCCUCUAGCUGUGGUUGAGGAGAUCCUACUGAACUUGCCUGAACAUCAUGUGGUGCAAGUCUGUCGGCUGGUGUGUCGUGAGUGGAAGGAGCUGGUGGACAGUGCUGCACACUGGAGAGAGCGCUGUUGGAGAGAGGGGAUCCGGCCCUGUGAUGCUUCCAGACCCCCAGAGGACUGGCGCCUGUUUUACUUUUUAACUAAGAAACGACGGAACUUGCUCAAGAAUCCCAGUGCUGAUGAUGGACUUCAAGGAUGGGAGAUUGAACAGAAUGGGGAUGGCUGCUGGGUGGCAGAAGAAAAUAGAAAACUAUUUCCAGACAACACUGUCACAAAAUGUUUUUCAUCAUCACCUCGUUGGUUAUGUUUGAAGCAACAGCUGAUUGAUUUGACAGUAGAAGGUUAUAGUGAUGCUUUCAUGGAUCAACAGCAACCUCAUAUCAAAAUAUCAGACUGGUAUACCCCACAUUCUGAUUAUCGAACUGAAUAUCGGAUCUGUGUAGAGUUGCUUGAUGAGAGGAAGAACCCCAUCAGAACCUUUCAGCCUUAUAAAGUUUUCAUUAAUCAAGGGGGCAGUUAUCCAUGGUGUCAAAUGACCCACGUCUUUAAGGAUUAUGGACCUGGAGUUCGAUUUAUCCGUUUCACUCACGGUGGAAAGGAUGGACAGUUCUGGAGAGGCUGCUAUGGAAUACGGGUCACUAACAGUAGCGUGGAGAUCUGUCCUGCUGCAGAGAGGUUGAGAUGCACAAAACCUAACUUGCUCAAGAAUCCCAGCGCACAGGAUGGACUUCAUGGAUGGAAGAUUGUACGUAGUGGAGGUGACCACUGGGUGACGGAAGAAAAUAGGAAACCACUUCUGGAAACAGUCACCAGAUGUUUUAUAUCAUCUUAUGGGUUAUGUUUGAAGCAACAGCUGAUUGAUUUGACGAAAGAAGGUUAUAGUGGUGCUUUCAUGGAUCAACAGCAACCUCAUAUCAAAAUAUCAGACUGGUAUGCCCCAAUCUCUUGUUGUGGAAGUGAGUAUCAGAUCUGUGUAAAGUUGCUUGAUCAGUGGAAAAAACCCAUCAGAACCUUUCAGCCUGAGAAAGUUAUAUUUUCGUAUGGGAACGAUGAGCCGUGGUGUCAAAUGACCCACAUCUUUAGGGAUUAUGGACCUGGAGUUCGGUUUAUCUGUUUCACUCACGGUGGGAUGGAUACCCAGUUCUGGGCAGGCCAUUAUGGAGUACGGGUCACUAACAGUAGCGUGGAGAUCUAUUCCGCUGAUGACGGGUUCAGUCUCACUAAUCGUAACUUGCUCAAGAAUCCCAGUGCACAAAAUGGACUUCAAGGAUGGGAGAUUGUACAUGAUGGAGGUGACCACUGGGUGACAGGAGGAAAUAGGCAGAUAUUUCCAGUCAGAAGAUGUUUUGUAACGUCACAUGGGUUAUGUUUGAAGCAACAGCUGAUUGAUUUGACAGAAGAAGGUUAUAGUGGUGCUUUCAUGGAUCAACAGCAACCUCAUAUCAAAAUAUCAGACUGGUAUACCCCACAUUCUGAUUGUGGAAGUGAAUAUCAGAUCUGUGUAGAGUUGCUUGAUGACAAGAAGAAACCCAUCAGUACCUUUCAGCCUGAGAAAGUUUACUUUCAAAAGGGAAAAAUGUAUCCAUGGUGUCAAAUGGCACACGUCUUUAUGGAUUAUGGACCUGGAGUUCGGUUUAUCCGUUUCACACAUGGCGGGAAGGAUACACAAUUUUGGAAAGGCCAGAAUGGAAUACAGGUCACGAACAGUAGCGUGGAGAUCUAUCCAGUCUGAUGCUACAGAGUGUUUUCCACAUGUUUUUAUUAUUAUUUUACUUUUUUACAUUCCUACAUUUAACAGGUGCAAAAGUGACCUUGAAAUUGGGAAUUGUAAUGAUACAUUAUGCCAUAAGGAUAUAAAUCAAAUAUGUAUCAAAUACAAUAUAAUGUUUAUAUCUUAGAAUAUGUCAGUGCCGUUGUUUUGUCUCAAGAUGCACACCAGAAUUGUUUUUUUCUAAGACUUUAUAGAGUUUAUAAUGCUCUAAUUGAAUUAAGGCCUAAUCCUGAGAUAUAUAUGUUAUACUGUUAAAAUGAAGGAACUUAGUAGACGACUAUAACUACAGCCGUAGACAUGCAAUGACUGCUUAUGAAAUAAAUUGCUUCAGUGCCAUACAGUUACAGCCAAUAAAUGUCUCAAAGUUAUUGUGUGUAAAUGAUGUUAUGUUCAACAUUAAAGCUUUGAACUUAUAAAUGUACAUUGAUGCUUGAUUAUGAAAUAAAAGUUGAAGGUCUGGGGCUUAAA